GAACGCUUGAUCUUUUUCCUGAACGCUCGACGGUGGAGUGGAAUCGACAUCGACGGCGAGUGCCAUCGCUCUUGAACACCGCUAGCGUUCAUGGCUCGCAACUGCCACAACUGAGCAGAGAGCACGGUAUUUCUCCGAUAUCUGUAUCUAUAAUAUCGUACCGGUUGCCCUAUUCUGCCAUUUUACCUUAUCACUAUUGGGCCCACCACUGCAGGUUGGCUGGGAACCUUGGAUACUGCAUCGAAAAUAAGGAACAUUCCAGUCCGUUCCUCCCUUAUGACUGGUUCUGAGCCCGGUGGGGCCCCCGCUGGUCAUGACGCGCCCGGCGUCCACGCUGGAGCCACAAGAUAUGACGUCGGGGAGCACGGAGGCCUUGCCCAUGACUCGGGGGAACCGUCCGAGGUCGACCGGGUCCAGGAGUUCCGGGACCGCAUCAUGUACGCCGGGCACGUCGCACCCCUCGAUUACGUUUCCGACACUCCGCGGCCGCCCGUCUUCCUCUGCGAAGCCUUUACUGCGCCGCCGAAUCUCCAGAAAUGGUCGCACCCCGACCCGCCGAUUACCGAAAUCGACAGGCCGCCGCGCACGCCGUCUAUGCCCUACUCGCACAUGGGCAUCUACCGCGGCCCUGAGGUGCUCGGGUCGGGCGAUAAUACGUCUGUGCGCACCACCGACGGCAAGGCGGAUGACAGCAGCGCUAGCGGCCGGCCGCGGGGGCUGAUGAUGCAUGCACCGACAGCCCCGCCGCCGUACCCCAAGCCGACGGACGUCCAGUCGUGGAUAAUGGCACAUCAGGCACUGGCGACGCCCGUCAGGGGCCCAGCAUCGGCGCCUGUCGUGUGCAGCACCGAGGACACCUAUCCCACCAGCGUCGAAUCGUUGGAGCGUCCAUACAACUGGAUUGAAGAUGUAGCAAGCGACCA
This is a messenger RNA of Gloeophyllum trabeum ATCC 11539, 923 nucleotides long. RefSeq lists its product as uncharacterized. The transcript is spliced from 3 exons. The annotation marks the transcript as partial. The record is from RefSeq and is a predicted model, not a curated record. NCBI's taxonomy places the organism in Eukaryota, Fungi, Basidiomycota, Agaricomycetes, Gloeophyllales, Gloeophyllaceae.